Messenger RNA from Porites lobata, 1995 nucleotides. NCBI's taxonomy places the organism in Eukaryota, Metazoa, Cnidaria, Anthozoa, Scleractinia, Poritidae. The record is from the annotation of a GenBank genome assembly.
AUGUCUCUGAAUAUUGUAUUUUGUAAGGUUUCACUGUAGCACCUGUAAGAACGAUAAACAAUUACCGAGGAUUAGUUUCAAACCUCUUUUCUUCCAUUUGCAACCUUUAUACAGCACCAGUUUCACUUACUUGAACAAUGCUUAUAGAAUGUAACUUACAGUUACCAUUAAUAUCAUUAUUAUUAUUAUUAUUAUUAUUAUUGUAAUUAUUAUUGUUAUUAUUAUUAUUAUUAUUGUUAUUGUUAAUGUUACAAUUAUGUAGGAGCAUCUAAUUUAUCAGAGCUUGUUUGAAUGAAGCCCUGACAUUGUUAAGUUUUCUUCAUGAGUGACCAGCUGUAGAUACCUUGUUAGAAGCCCCUUGUGGAAGGGACGGGAGGGGAGGGGGGUUACUUGGGAUAAUCUUUGUCGGGUCUCUGCCACCACUAGCCUCUCAGAGCCCCUACCCCAUUACAGUGGCCAUAUUAUAGACCCCAUCUUAGUCACUUUAGAAAAAACGUGAUCCCAACUUAGUGACUGUCUGUUUAUGCAUCUACCUUAUAACACCUUUUGAGCAGGUCAUCCAUAAAUUAACUGACAUGUUUGUUAAAUUUAAUGUGGUGUAAAUCUUCCUAAUACCUAAUUUUUCUGACCCCCAAAAUCCUGAAAACGUGUGACCCCAUUCUAUAACUCUUAAAUAAAAGAAAUAUAAAAGUCAAUCCAGUCGUGAAAAUACGACCCCAUCCAGCAGCACUACCUGUUAGCGUACUUCUAGGAAGUAAACCCCCUCCCUCCCCCCCUCCCCGGGCUGAAGUCUGUUUAGCCUCUAAGGUUUUUUGUAAGGGCAAAAACGAUAGAGGGUUCCCCCGAGGGAACUCAAGUGAAGCGAAUAUUAUAGGGACAUGUAUAAACUUAUAUUUAUGGAUCAGACAUGAAGCAGGGGUAAUUCGGUUUCAUAAACUUUUAACUGUAAGCUACAUCUCUUUGCUGAACUCUUAGUUUGUAGUAUCCUGCAUUGCAUGUCGUAAUUGCAUUGAUGUCUCGUCACAGAAAUGACAGAGUAAGCUGAGCUGACUAGCAUAUCCCUGUAGGAUAACAAGUAAAAACAUUAAUUUGUAACUAUUUUAUAUUAGAAAAUGAGAACUCAACAUCCAUUUUAAUGUGUAUAAAUAAUAAAAAAUUGCUUCACUUUUUUAGGCUGGGAGACACAUUUGGGCUCUCAAAGGACUGUACAAAGUAGUAACCAAAAGCAAUCCGCCGGACACUGAAAACGAGAGUGAAUUAUCGGGCCUGGAGCAAACGGAAGAAGAGACAACAAAGCAAGCGAAGGCCUUCAUAAAAGAAACAAAACUAAGAAGAUCUGAGAAUAGUUCUGGUUCUCGAUCAAUAAGCAGGAAAAGAAAAUUGCCCCAAAGUCACUCAAGAUCAAGGACCCCAAAAAUGAGCAAGGAAGAUAAUACAGACAACAGUCAAUCGGAAUCUUCAGAAAGUACAGAAAACAGCAAGAAAGAUAAUACAGACAGCAGUCAAUCGGAAUCGUCAGAAAGUACAGAAAGCAACGACGAGGAAGAUGACGAGAAGGAUGCGAAACCAAACAAAAGAAACAAAUUUCGUUGCCCUCUUCGCGGCUGUGGCUCCAAAGUAUAUAAGCUCCCUCGUCAUUUAAAGAAUGUGCAUGGCUGGAGUGCCGAAAGAGCCAGAAAUGCUGUUAAUCAAUUUGACAUGCGCCACGACCAACGAAACUCGAAGAAGCCAAAAGAAGUGAGGAAUAAGAGAAGGAGAAAAGUCUGUUGCGAGUGUGGGCGCAAGCAAAGGUAUCUAUCAAAACACUUACAGAAGCAGCACGGGUACAUACAAGGCACAAAGAGGUAUUGGAAGGCUCUUAAAGAAUCCCGGCCUGUCUAUCAGUCCAGUGCUUCUUUCGCUCAGAAUUUUGUCGAGAUAGAAGGUGACUCACCAGGUGAAGAAGCUACUGAAAAAAGUAACCAGUUCAAGGAGAGUAAAAAAUGCUGCACCUAG